UAUAACUUAUUUUAGUAUUAGAUGCUCUUAAAUGUUGUUAUUUUUAAAUAAAACAGCAAGUUUUUUUUGGCAAAUUGAGAUCGCAAUAAAAGUUAAACACUGAACCUUUCUAUUUAUCUAGAACAGCAAAAAGCUAUGAAUCAACAUCUUGUUAUACUUUUUACUUAUUUCUUUCAAACAUCUUGGUUGUUAAGUGAUUAUCAUUUAAAAGAUGAAGAAUUUAAGGAAGAUUCUUCUGGUAAUGAUUCAGCAAUGGAUACAAUUGUUAAAAUUAAUCAACAAAAAGGUCAUCAUUUCUUAGAAUCCGAUAUACUGAUUGAAAACAUUCCCGAAGAAAUUAAAUUUAAAUACAAUACUCCACAUAGCAAAGUUCAAAAAAAUGGAGCCAGCAAACGUGGGUUGCGUCGCCAGCUUGAAUAUCUAUGGGUUGAAAGAAUUGUUCCUUACGAAAUAACUCCGUUUCUUGAGUCAUCAAGAAAGAUUAUUGAAGAAGCCAUGAAUCAAAUCUCAAGUGUUUCAUGCAUAAAAUUUAUCCCACAUAGCACAGAAAAAAAUUGGAUUCGCUUCAAGAAUGAGGGAGGAUGCUACUCGAGCAUUGGACGUAGUUUUUGGCGACCUGGUCAUCAAAUUAUUAGUUUAGGAAACCGAUGUCUCAUGAAAGGCACAAUAAUGCAUGAAAUUAUGCAUUCCUUAGGAUUUUGGCAUGAACAAUCGAGACCUGAUCGAGAUAAACAUGUUGAAAUAUUUUGGGAGAAUAUUCAAGACGGUGAAGAGCAUAAUUUUGAAAAAUAUGAUCGUGGUGACAUUUCGUCUCUUAACAACAAUUAUGACACCAACUCUAUUAUGCAUUACGGAAGAACUUCUUUUUCCAAAAAUGGAUUACCAACUUUAGUAGCGAUUGAUGACAAAAACAAAAAUUUAGGACAAAGGGAUUCUCUUUCAAAUGAAGAUAUUAUUCAGUUAAAUCAAUUAUACAACUGUCAAGAUACAAGUGAUAUAUAUUCACUUUGGUCUGAAUGGUCGCCAUGCAAUCCUGAAACCUUUUGUAAAAAAAGACGACAGCGAUUUUGUUCUCAUAAGAUGAAAAAGAUGUGCCCUAAAGUAAACCAAUUUGGUGUAGAAACAGAUAUUGCAGAAUGUUCUAAAGAACACUGUUUUAAACCACGUGACGGUCAUUGGAAUAAAUGGGAGUCAUGGAGCAAUUGUAGUAACUCAUGUGGAGAUGGUUUUAUAAAAAGAACACGAGUUUGCGACGAUCCUGAGCCAAAGUACGGAGGGAAAAAUUGUACGGGGUCAGAAAAAGAAAUAAAUAAAUGCUUCUUAAAACCAUGUGGACUUGGAGAUGACGAUUGUUUAUUUGAUGAACAAAAUCUAUGCUCGUGGACAGAUAGGUCAACCGAUGUUUAUAAGUGGCAAAGAAUAAAAGGCUCAACGCCAAGUGGAAACACUGGACCAGAUGGAGACCACACUUCCGGAAAAGGGUACUACUUGUAUACAGAAGCAUCUCCUCCUGCAGACAAAGGGAUGACGGCUUAUUUGGUUAGUAAAAUUUUUCCACCAGUAUUUAGGCGGUGUAUGAGGUUUUUUUAUAGUAUGCAUGGAACUGGCGUUGGCGCACUGAGGGUAUAUUUACACGAAGUGGGAAGUUUAAGGAAUAUUUUGUUAUGGGAAACAAUUGGUCCCCAAGGUUUUGAUUGGAAAGAAGGAAACAUCAUUUUAGGAAGCCAAGUUCCUUAUGAAAUUAUUUUUCAAUCAGAGCGUGGAGAAAGUUAUCUUGGAGAUAUUGGACUCGACGAUGUUACUUUUCCGUGUGAUCCAAAAGAAAAACACAUUAAAACAAAAUCUGCGCUUACAACAACCUCUUCCCCUACCAUCUUUUCCACAUUAGAUACUCUAUCAGCAAGUUGUCAAAUACAAGUGAAGCCAAUUGGAUGUUUUGCUGAAGUCCCUGAAAAGCCGGCUUUAAAACUUGCAGUAAUAAUAAAAAAUUUUGAGAACCAUGUAACGAUUCCUUCUUCAGAAAACGUCGAGGAAUCAAUAGACAGUUUGCUGUGUGAUUGCUUAAUUAUUGCUAAAGAAAAGAAUAUUCGUUUUAUCGGUUUACAAAACAUGGCGGAAUGCUGGGGAACAAAUGAAGAUAAUUAUAGCAAAUUUGGACCAAGUACGCUAUGUUUAGACAAAGAACUUAAGCCAUGUUAUCAUUCAAAUACUAAUAACGUAUGCGUCGGUAAAGCGCGCACAAAUUACAUAUAUGAAUUAAUCUAAACACUGUUUAAAUACAUAUGUUAAGUUUCUAUUUUUAUUAAAAGUAUUUAAUAGC
Molecule: messenger RNA, 2320 nt
Organism: Hydra vulgaris (swiftwater hydra)
Lineage: Eukaryota; Metazoa; Cnidaria; Hydrozoa; Anthoathecata; Hydridae
Biological process (GO): proteolysis
Cellular component (GO): membrane
Molecular function (GO): metalloendopeptidase activity; zinc ion binding
Source: RefSeq, a predicted model, not a curated record